Messenger RNA from Fukomys damarensis (Damara mole-rat), 815 nucleotides. RefSeq names its product acylphosphatase 1 (gene Acyp1). Lineage: Eukaryota; Metazoa; Chordata; Mammalia; Rodentia; Bathyergidae. Gene Ontology annotation, molecular function: acylphosphatase activity. The transcript has 3 exons. The record is from RefSeq and is a predicted model, not a curated record.
CGGUCCGGGGCUCCUCUGCCAGGGUGUGCGGUCGGCCAGAGUGUCACUUGACCCAGUGUCUCGCCAACUCUUCAGCUCAGUUCAGCCCUGUCCUUGGGGAACGGGGGAGGGCGGGAGAGGCUGUUCUGAGACGACAUCAAAAAAGAACUUGUAUUUUUCUGAGAAUAAUGCUCCCAGAAUUUGGGGUGUGCCCGACUCUGGCAAAGGGCGGGACCCCUAGAUGUGCUACCGAGUCAUCCCGCUGCGGGAUUCCGGUGUCCGCUGGGUGAGCGGGAGUGGGUCUGCUGCUGGCCUUUCUUAGCACGCUCGGCUGCUGAGUACUGGCCCCAGGUUUGAGCAUGGCAGAAGGAGACACCUUGGUAUCCGUGGAUUAUGAAGUUUUUGGGAAGGUGCAAGGGGUGUUUUUCCGCAAGUACACUCAGGCUGAAGGUAAAAAGCUGGGAUUGGUAGGCUGGGUCCAGAACACUGACCGGGGCACAGUGCAAGGACAACUGCAAGGUACCAGGUCCAAGGUGCAUCAUAUGCAGGAAUGGCUUGAGACAAAAGGAAGUCCCAAGUCACACAUUGAAAGAGCAAACUUCAACAAUGAGAAAGCCAUCUUAAAGUUGGAUUACUCGGAUUUUCAAAUUGUGAAAUAAUGGCCUGAAUUUAAAUUUUCCAAGAUAGGUCCAGUACUUUUGGGUUUUACUGUUAAUAAACAUAGCACUAUUCUGUGUUCAAUGUGAAAAUUUGUCAGUAAGUUAUUUUAGUAUCAAAUAUUUGCCUGUUAUUGUAUAUUACAUGUACAAUGGAAAGAUUACAGUUAUACAGAGUUC